This is a messenger RNA of Crotalus tigris (Tiger rattlesnake), 875 nucleotides long. RefSeq names its product cystatin-like. The record is from RefSeq and is a predicted model, not a curated record. The coding region runs from base 9 to 434 and encodes 141 amino acids. Gene Ontology annotation, molecular function: cysteine-type endopeptidase inhibitor activity. Lineage: Eukaryota; Metazoa; Chordata; Lepidosauria; Squamata; Viperidae. The transcript is spliced from 3 exons.
ACAGCCCCAUGAUGCACUCCCAGAUGCCAGUCCGGUCCCUUCUCUGCGCCCUCCUGAUGCUGCCUCUGGGGGUGCCCAACGAUCUUGUCAGCCUGCGCCUCUCAGAUGUGAAGGUGCAGCAGGCUGCGGCCUUUGCCGUGGAGCAAUACAACAAGGGCCGAUCAGACACUCUCACCUAUUUUAAAAAGCUGCGAGUUGUGUACGCCGGUUCACCGGUGAAUUUUCCCAACGUGUACCUUUUUACUGCCGUGUUGGUGGAAACUACAUGUAUAAGGUUACCCGGUACCACAAUGGCAUAUAGGAAGAUCCAGCAAUGUCCUCAAUUUGCAGGCAAUCGGCAGGUAAUCUGCUACUUUAAAAUCACAUCCUAUCAUGGGGAUACUAUGAGCUACGACGAGCAAAUCUGCAAUGAGUCUCACUCAAAUUGGUCAUAGAGUCUCUAAAUUCGCAUUUUCUGAGUUUCUGAAAUUGUUCCUUGACAUACACGGAGGCCUUUCCUGGCGCUUCUGUUUUCUCUAAUUUUCAUCUUUGAGAAGAAUCGACAUUUUGCUCAUUCAGUCAAUUAGUCUUAAUAAAGCGAUCAUCAUGGCAUUCCGUCUUGUCUUCCUUUCUUGUCCAAAUCCCAUCCAGCCUUUCCGUUUUCACGGCGACAGCACAAUGACACCAUGGCUUGUUCAAGAAAGCCUCCAGCCAUUUGGGGUACUUUCCAAACUUCUGGAAACUUUGAUCCGUUUGAGAGUUUUCAAGAAGUGCAAUUAAGAUUUUUAACAGAAUUAAUACUGCUUCUUUCCCAAACUCUACUCCAAUUGGCAUAUUAUGCCAGUGAAUAUACCUCGCUCCUUGGGGACAUAGAAUACGAGGGAUGGAGGGAGGGA